AUGUCUGCUGUGCAUUAUAAGUUCUUCUCCAAGCUGAAGUACGAUAUAGUCACCUUCGACGGCCUCCACAUCUCCCUCCGCGACCUCAAGUGCCGGAUCAUGGGCUGUGAGAAGCUGAAGGCGGCCAACUGUGACCUGCAGAUCAGCAACGCCCAGACCGAAGAAGAAUACACAGAUGACAAUGCCCUGAUUCCUAAGAACUCAUCGGUGAUUGUCAGAAGAAUCCCUGUUGGAGGAGUUAAAGCUACCAGCAAAACCUCUGUUAGAAGUCGAACUGAGCCAGUGAGUGGAACAUCAAAAGCGGUAUGUAAAAUCACAGUCUCACUUUUUUACCAGGACAAAAGUUUGGAGUCUGUUCCCAGAAUUAAAAAGAGCACAGGAAUUCCAAGGAGUUCCACACCAAGGAUGGAGGUGAAAGAUCCCAAAACAAAGGGUGCUAUGCUGACAAACACUGGAAAAUACGCCAUACCAACUAUUAAUGCGGAAGCUUCUGCUAGAGGAAAGAAGGAAAAGCCGCCCUUUUUACCCUCAUCCUCUGAUGAUCCGAUUCCGGAUGAGUUGCUGUGUCCCAUUUGUAGAGAUACGAUGACCGAUGCAGUUGUUAUUGCCUGCUGCAGAAACAGUUUUUGUGGCGAAUGUAUUAGAACAGCAUUACUGCAAUCGGAGGAACAUACGUGCCCAGCAUGUCAUCAGGCAGAUGUUUCUCCUGAUGCUUUAGUUGCCAACAAGUGCCUACGCCAGGCUGUGAACAACUUCAAAAGUGGAACUGGCUACAGAAAGCGGAUUCAGCAGCAACAGCAGUGGCAGCCGCCACCGCCACCACCUUCACCACCACUCGUGAGACAAGCAAUAACCCGCAACCUGCAGCCUCUGCUCCGGCCAAAAAUGUCCAGACAGCAGGCGCCACUAAUGAUUUCGUUAGCUUCUCUGGCUUCUCCUUCUGCUUUGGCAUCGUUGGCCCCUGGUCUGUCACCUGUGGCAGCCUGGCUGCCAGUAAGUCCCUCUUCUGUCAUUGUCCCUGAUCUCCCUCCAGCAGUGCCCCUACCUCUCCGUGCUGAAAAGCCAGAUAGACCUUCUUGCGAUGCUGAUACUGUUAUACCUCCUGGUGCUCUGGUGACUGCUGCUGAGCUUUCUAGAUCUUCCUCUCUGUCAGUCAGCAGUUUGUUGGAAGAGAAGGGCUGUCAGAUUCCUGUACUAAGACAACCAGCAUUACCAAGUCUUCUGGGCCCCCAAGGGCAAUCAAUGCCCACGACUGGUCAUCCAACGAGAGCCAGUACACCUCGCUCGGCGGGUGGCAGACCAGGCUGGGACCUAAGUUCCAGUCGAGGACGCCUGCGUGGUGAACGUACCCAGAGGACCCAAGCCCCAACGCUACCAGCAUCAACAGCAGUCUUCGUGCCAGCGCCCCCGCCUUCUUUGUACCCUCCACCACCCCAAGCACUUCCUCUUCUACCGGGGGCACUACGACCACAGUUUCCUCCCCAGUUUCCACCUGGUCAGCCGCCAUCUGCCAGCUACACUGACUCCCCUCCAGGAUAUCCCCCAGCUCCUGCAAACACGUCAUCAGCCUGGGUCCCAACAGCAGUACCAACGGCGCAUUCCGAUCCCAUCCCAGUGACAGAAGCUCCUCCCUUAUCUAGGGAGGAGUUUUACAGAGAACACCAGCGACUGGAAGAGGAGUCAAACUCUAAUUGUAAUAAAGGUCAAACGAAUGCUUUUGCUAAGGAGUUGAUGGAAUAAAAGGUGCAAAAGGAGCGCAGGCGUUCAUUUUCCAGGUCCAAGUCUCCCUGUGGUGCUUCAUCCUACUCCAGAAGUUCACAUACCUACUCCAAGUCAAGAUGGGGUUUUUCCCACUCCUGCUCCUACUCUCGAUCAUUUAGACGUUCCCAUUCUCGUUCCGACUCGCGAUCGCCACCCUGUCCAAGAAGAGGCAAAGGGAAGAGUCCUAACUAUCGUUCUAGAUCAAGGUCCCGUAGUUAUCACUGUUCAAAGUCAAGGUCACCCCCAUACCCAAGAUACUAUUCUGAUGCAAAACCUGAAAAAAGGAAAAGAAAAGUAGAUGAAAAGGUUGAUAAAGAUCAUGAAGCCACCUACAUAAAGGCCUCUAAACCAGAAACUGCUGAAUCGAAAACAUGUCCGAAGGGGAAGACUGAGCCUGAUGGUGAAAAAGGAGAGCGACCUCCAGAAGGGGAUAAAUCUGCUUUUCUUAACAACCCUGCAAAAAAGAUUGAACUUAACCAAGAAACUGGCAAAAUGAUGGUGAGUGGAGAAAAUGUGCCACCUGCGAAAGAACCUGCUGAGAAACCUGAGCCGAGCAGCAGCAAAGUUAAACAAAAGAAAGCAAAGGGAGAAGUGAGAAGAAAAGUAACAGCAGCUGAUGGAUGUAGUUCAGCUCUUGUAAACUACACCAGCAGUAGUUCUACGGGAGGAAGUGCCGUUAGAAAGACCGAAGAAGAGCCAGAUACAAAAGGAGGCGUCGUUGAGGCAAUGGAGGAGCACAGUAAUGAUAUCCCAGCCCCAGCUGAAGACGUCAUGAAGCUGAAGCCUGAAGCAAGGGGAAGUCACAGUCUAAGCAGUCCCCGUGUUAGCCACAGCCGCGGUCAAAGCCCUUCUGAGAGUUGGACUCGAAGGCACAGGGGCAGUGCCAGCUCAGCAGCGAGUCACGGCAGCAAGAAAAAGAAAAAGAAAAAAGAGAAGCAGCAGCACAAGAAGCACAAGAAACACAUUGGAAACAACAUGGAAUUGGGAAAGAGGCAAAAACACAAGCACAAGAAGAAAACAAUGAAGAAGAGCAAAGAGAAAGAAAGAGGACCAAAAAGUGAAAUCCGUCACUACACAGAAUGACAGAUAAUUUAAAAAAGACUGAAUUCCCAAGGGAUCUGUACUAAUUUUUCCUAAAAUGUAAACAAAUUUGGGCAUUGCAAAUAAUGACACGGAAAGAGCCUGUGCUGCACUUCCAAUUUUGCUGCUUGAUUAUUUCAUUUUUACAUCAGAGCUUUGUAAGAGUGAGUAUUUUGUACAGAGUUGUUAGUUGUGACCAUGUAACACAAAAGGUUUACUGGGGCAUCUUAUUUUUAGCCACCGUUAAAUAGUUUAGGUGGAGUUUUCUGUACUGUGAAAAUUUUCCUAGUUGAAGGUUUUUUUAGUUGCCUGGCAGAAGCAGCUGGUAUCAGUUAUAAAAUACCAGCGGAAUGAUUUGCGGAGACAUUACAGCCCUCUUAUGUCACUUUUUGAUGAGAAUAAAACUUUUUCGGUAAACUGUCCAAUGUGAGAUUUCCAGAGAUAGCUGAACAUUAGCAAAGGUCAGUGACUUUUAGCAAAGGUCAGCCUUCUUUGCUUCGGUCUUUACUGCUCAGGCCAGCCCUCA
Messenger RNA from Chroicocephalus ridibundus (black-headed gull), 3367 nucleotides. RefSeq names its product E3 ubiquitin-protein ligase RBBP6-like. Gene Ontology annotation, molecular function: ubiquitin protein ligase activity; zinc ion binding. Lineage: Eukaryota; Metazoa; Chordata; Aves; Charadriiformes; Laridae. The record is from RefSeq and is a predicted model, not a curated record. Gene Ontology annotation, biological process: ubiquitin-dependent protein catabolic process; protein ubiquitination. Gene Ontology annotation, cellular component: nucleus.